AUGGAAUCGUAUCGCGGUCCAGAUAAUCUUAGCUACGGAAUUUUCCUUCGUCCAAGGGAACUGUACCUGUUCGUGGAGUUCGCCGAAGGCGAUGUAAGAAGUGUGGAAGAGAGCAGCGAUGAAUGUCCGAGAGAAAUGUGUGACAACUUGCCGGAAAAUUUUGAGGAUACGGUUUUUAGAAGAAUAAAUGGUUCGCAAGGUUUAGAACCGAAGCUUUACUGCCGCACUACUUCGAGUCUCGUGUGGCACUGGGAAGCCACGCACAUAUCUCCCGUUGUUUAUGUGGUAUCGGUACGAGACGGCGAGGAAUCAUGGGUGUGGCACGAUGUGGUUUCUACAGAAAAAUUCAUUAUUGACGAGCUGCCAUCUGAGAGUGCGUUUCAGCUAAAAGUACUUCAUGUAGAGGAAGAUGGAUCUUUCGCAGGUCCAUGUAGUAGUGAAUGGGUGUCUCCUUUGAAUGCUUCUUUCAAUCCUUCUCCAGUAAUUAAUUUAACCGUUGCUAAAGAAUAUGAGUUCUCAGAGGAUUAUGUAAAUAUUAGUAUUAAAUGGGAACCCAAUGAAGAGGAUAUGACAUGUGACUACAAAGUUUUGUACUGGAAUUUGCACGGUGAAAAGCUAGAGGAAACAGACGUUCAUAUGGAAUUUUCAUAUUUACUUCCUAACUUGUAUUUCAAUAAUUCGUAUCGAGCAUACGUGAUUAGUGGAGACGAUGAAAAGAACAAUUGGGGCAAGGAGAUGGCCAUACUGUCGUUUUCAACCCCAUCUUGCCUCGAUGUUUGGAAUAACAACUUAAGCAUCUGCAAUCCACCACCACCUAAAAAGAUAAACAUACAUUUUCUAAGAGUCGAUUUGAAUAAUUUUGAUAUGAACAUCUCCUGGAUUCCUGAUAAAAUUCUUCCAGAACAGUAUGCUGUGUUCAUGUCGGAUGUUGAAAAUCCCAAACAAAGGAAUGAGCUUAAGUUUGUAAAUGGGAACUUGGAGAAAGAGACGCCAAAGGAGAAGAAUUAUGAAUCAACUUCUCUUUAUUUUGACGAUGAGUGGGAAAUCCCAGAGGAUCGUCUUCUUGUUAUUGAUGAUGCUAUUGGAAGAGGCGCCUUUGGAGUUGUACAUAAAGGUUUACUUCGUGGAAAGACGGCUCUAGAACCAUCACAAAAUGUAGCUGUUAAAAUGCUGAGAGAUUAUUCAAAUUUAGAAGAUGUACGACAGUUUCAACAAGAAAUAAAUAUGAUGAAAUCUAUUGGAACACAUUCUCAUAUUGUGUCUAUAAUUGGAUGCUGUACUCGCUCGAAACAACCAAAACUUGUUAUUGAAUACUGUGCUCUCGGCGCUCUACUUGACUAUUUGCAAAAGUAUAAACACCUGGAUGAUUGUGAUGAUGCUGAGCAGACUACCAAUCAGUCUCCAGACAAACCCACUGAAAGGAUAAAAUAUGCUGAACUAAUGCCUGCUGAAAGAAGUUGUGACCCAGAAUACGAACAACAAAUGCAGACUGGAGUGGCUGUGAAUCAAAUAUACUUUGAAAACUGUGAGGAAAAAAAACAAAAAAAGAAGGGUUUGCAACCUGUGGACUUGCUUUCUUUUGCUCGACAAAUAGCAAUGGGCAUGGAAUUUUUGGCCAGUAACCGUAUAGUACAUAGGGAUCUUGCAGCAAGAAAUGUAUUAGUAUGUGCUGACAAAACUAUGAAGAUUUCAGAUUUUGGCUUAAGUAAAGAUGUUUAUGAACGAAAUGUGUAUCACAUGAAACGAGAUAGCAAACUCCCAAUGAAAUGGACGGCAAUUGAAUCUCUAAUGUUUUCAAAGUAUACUACUCAAAGUGAUGUAUGGGCAUUUGGAGUCCUGCUCUGGGAAAUCGUAACUUUUGGGAAAACGCCAUAUCCUGGCAUCCCUCAAGAUAGGCUUUAUCAACUUCUGAGAACAGGAUACAGGAUGGAAUGCCCUCCUAAUUGCAGUGAAGAACUGUAUUGUAUUAUGUUAUCAUGUUGGAAAGCAAAACCAAAGGAUCGGCCUACAUUUACUGAACUUCGUAAUAAACUUGACAGUCUCUUGGAAACUACAUCUCCUCAACAAUAUCUAAAUUUAAACAUAACAAAUGCUCAAAGUUCUGAGAUGUUGUCUGCUGAGGAUCAAUCAUUAAGUUAACAACAAUGGUAGGUAUCAAUUUUACAAGCGUUUUGAUAAUCGCUUUAAAAAAGGAAAAGAAAAAAUAGUUCAAUUUUAUUUGGAACGUAGAUCCUACUUCACUAAAAUAGGUUUCAUAGCAGCUUGCAAUUCAAUAACAACAACAACAACAACAACAACAGCAAAAGUCACUUAGGCACACUAUUUUGAUACUCAUUUUUAAAUGUCAUGUUUAUGAAUAAUAGAUUUUAUUACCUAGCAACUAUCAGGAAACAAGAGACAUGAAACCUGUGUAGUUUUCUUUAUUAUUUAGACAUAUAGUGCUAAUUUGAUUAUUGGAAUUUGCAUAAAAGAAGAUGGAUCAUGGAUAUUGGUUGUGUUUUAAACCCUAAAAUGUGUUCAUUUUUGUGUUGUUCAUAAUAUCAUAAGUUAAAUGCAGUAAUUCACAACUUAAGAAGUUCCUUUGAUAUGGAACAGUAAGAUAUUUUUUUCAUCAAUUGAAGUUUCACAUUUCUCAGCAAGAAAGAGUAUCAUUAAGACGUUUUGAUGAACUAUCAAACUUUGGACUGAACAAGAUUCUUGAAAGCAAAGAAUAAAUGUGCUCGAGUAUGUGUAUGUGCAAAUGAUGUGUAAAUUGGUGUAUUAUUUUUAAUUCUUUGAAUUUGUAUUCUGGAACCAUGAAAAUGUACUUAAGAGAAAACUCUUUGAAUUUUAUUCAAGGGUAUAUAAUUUAUUGUUAAUUAUGGUACCUAUUGUGUAGUUUUAAUUUUAUAUCUAGAUAGGUUUUACUUAUUUUAAAGAAUAGAAACAUCAUAUUUUGUAAUAAACUAUUGACAAGUCCAAAAAAUUAAAUGUAUAGAAUUAUGAAUAGAGAGUUAAACAAAUACAAAUUUUUUUGUAACAAUCAUUUCAAAGGCUGAAGAAUAUAUCACUCUUCUUUCAUAAUUUGUCAAGAAAUGCUUGAAUGACUGAAAUAUUAUUCUGUGGGGUAUAUGAAGUUCAUUGUGAUGCUUUUUCAAUGUUUGUGAUGAUAUUUUAUAAUGUUCAAAAUGGUAGCAUGUGGUAACAUAUGUGACUUUUUAAUCAAUUUUUCCAAAGAUAACUGAAUGUUACUCUAAUGAUUCCUGAACUUGGUACAAAUUAAAUAUUUUUUAACAAAAAAUGUA
Molecule: messenger RNA, 3284 nt
Organism: Gryllus bimaculatus (two-spotted cricket)
Lineage: Eukaryota; Metazoa; Arthropoda; Insecta; Orthoptera; Gryllidae
Source: the annotation of a GenBank genome assembly